AUGGGGCUCAGGUCAUACUUGACAAAAAUAUGGAAUAUUUCUGCUUUUGGAUUUAUUAAUCCAUAUCUUCUAAAUAGUAAGAACCCCAGAAUAACUUCUAUAAAUGAUCUUCCUGAGCUAUUUGAAGUUGAUAAACUUGAUCAUUGGGUAGAAAAACUUUCAUUAGCUAUAGAAGAUGAAGAAAAAAAGUCAAUGUAUAGAAAUGAGAGAUUUAGAAUUCAUAGACCUCUUAUUAAAACACUUUGGAAACCAACACUUGAAGCUAUUUUUCUCAGAUUAUGUUUUGAUAUAUUGGCACUUCUUUCAUCCAUUUUUUUAUCAUAUUUUUCAGAAUCUUCAUCUAUAACUAAUACCAUGAUUUCUUCAUUAUAUAUUUUUUUAACUGUAAUAUUUAAAUCAUUUUUUGAUUGUCAUUCCAGAAUAAUUGUAUCCAGACUUUGUAUCAGAAUUGAAGGUUCUCUUAUUUGGGUUGCAUUAGAUAGAGUUGUUAGACAUAAAGAAAUGUAUCCAGAAUUACCAUUAUCAACCACUUAUAUGACAGAAUCAUCAAAAAAACCUUCAUCUUGUAGAAAAUCUCUUUUAUUAAGACAAAAUGAAGUCAAGUUUUCUAAUAGUAAUGCUGCUAGCGAAUCAUCUAAUAUAUUUAAUUUAAUCAUUGGUGAUGCUGCUGCUAUUGAAUUAUUUUUUGGUGUAUUUGUUGAUUUCUUACUAUUACCAAUAAGAUUACUUAUGUCAUGGUAUGUAUUAUCAAAAGUACUUAAAAGUUCAUCAGCAUUACCUACUUUAUUAUCAUUCUGUAUUAUGCUUGGUUUAAGCUUUUUAUUUGAAAUUAUUGGUGCAUUUAAUAAAGAACCAUUUAUGAUUAAUAGAGAUAAAAGAAUUGAUAGAUGCCAUGAAAUUCUUAGUGAUAUGAGAUUUGUCAGACUUACUGGUUUGGAAGAUGUUGCUAUUUCUAGAAUUACCAAAUCUAGAGAAGAAGAGUUAUAUUGGAAUAAAAAACGAUUUAUUUAUAGUAGAAUUGCAGCUUUUAUUGAUUAUCAUUUAAAAGUUUAUUCACAAUAUAUACUUUUUAUGUUAUCAACCUAUUAUUUAUUCUAUUAUUCAAAUAAUAAUAGUAAAGAUAACUUUUUACGUAAUGGUGCUUCAGCUCUUCAAAUACUUAUGCAACUUUCAUCCAAAAUUAGAAGUCUUCCAACAAAUAUUAUUGAAGGUAUUAUUUCCAUUCAAAGAUAUGAAAAUUUUAUUAUUACACACCCAAUUGAAAGAAGAAGAUCAUCCAGUGAUAUUAUUAAACCUAUUAAUAAUCAUAGCUUAUUGAAAAUGAAAUAUAAUUACAAUAAUAAUAUUAUUGAAAGAAUGAAUAGUAAUGAUGAUAAUAAUAUGACCAAUAAUAACUUCUCAGAAUUAAAUGAUAGAAUUUGUUCAAAUAGUUCAGUAUCGGUAUCUGAGUCUGCAUUAAUAUCAGCAUCAUCAAUUGUUUCAAAAUAUAUAAAUAUUUCAGAAACUACUUCUCUUAUUGGAGGUGAUUCUUAUUAUAAUAAAGAAGAUGAAUUAUCUUAUAUACCAGAUAGAUAUAAUACAAAAUCCAAUUCCAAUAUAACCAAUAAUAAAUUUCCUUCUAAUUUAAUGGUUCUUAUUGAGGAUGGUAUAUUUACUUGGAAUAGUGAACUUCAUAAUGAUUCAUUUACAAAUACUACUUUGAGAAAUAUUAAUAUAUCAUUAAGAUUGAGAGAAUGUAUUUUCUUAGUAGGAGAACCUGGUUGUGGAAAAUCUUCUCUUAUUAAAGCAGUACUUAAUGAAAUUAGACCAUCAGCUUCAAGUAUUUAUGUUAAACCAAGAGAAACAAAUUCUAUUAUUUCUUAUUCACCACAACUUCCAUGGAUUCCUAGUGGGAGUAUUAGAUCAGCUAUUUUACUUGGAAGAGAAUGGAAUCGUGAAAAAUAUGAAUUGAUUAUUGAUUGUUGUCAACUUAAAGAAGAUUUUUCAUCAUGGCAACUUGGGGAUCUAAGAAUUGUUGAUGAAGGAGGUGUUUCUUUAAGUGGUGGACAAAGAGCAAGAAUAUCUUUGGCUAGAGCUUUAUAUUCUCUUCCAAUAAGAUUUUCAACAUUUUCAAAAAAUAAAUUCUUUAUUGAUGCUGAAAAUCCUCAAAAAUUUGAAUCAUUACUUUAUUUAUUUGAUGAUGUUUUUGUCAGUGUUGAUCCUAAAGUAGGAUUCCAAAUAUUUAAUCGAUUAUUCGGACCAAAUGGACUCUUAUUAACCGUUUCUUCUAUUGUUACAAUCAGUAUUGAUAGUCUUCAUCAUUAUAUGGCCAAUAUUCAAUACCUAUAUAAUAACAAUAGUUCAAAUAUUUUUAAUGAUAAUGCAACUCCAGAUGAUAAUAAGGAUAUAAAUGAUUUAGAUUCAAAUCAAUCAAAUAUUAAUUCAAGUUGCAAAUUAAAAGAAUCUAGAAAAUCUUUUAUAUCGACCAAUCCUAAUCCAUUGUAUAAUAAUUCAUCAGUAAACUCAACUUCAUCUUAUCAAGACUAUAAUUUCAAUUUUGAUGGAUUCAAAUUUAAUGUAUGCGUAUUAAAUGAUGGUAAAGUAGAAUGGAGUGGGUCUUAUUCUGAUUACCUUAAAGAAACCAGGCAUAAAUUAUUUGACCAAGAAUUAGUAGGUGAUAAUUUGGUAUUAAAUACAUCAUACUUUAAAAGCUUAGAAUUAGAAUCAUUAAAUUUAAAUGAUGAUUCAAAUAAUACUGAUAACCAAUUUACAGAAUUAUUAAAUUCCGAAGGAGGUAACUGUAAAAAUAAAGAUAAUUAUAUAAAUCAUAGGUUUUCAUUUUCAUCUUAUAAUUGGUACUUUAAAUUAAUCGGAUCAAAAUGGAUGAUUGUAUUUAUUUUUGGAUGUGUAAUGAAGGUUAUUAUUGAUAAGAUACUUGAACUAUUAUAUGUUAAUAAAUCUGAUAAGAUUCAAAUCACAGAAUCAUAUGUUUAUAGAUUCUGUUUUAAUGCUACUUUGGCAGUUUUAAUUGAGAGUAUUAUUAGUUUAAUUAUAUAUAUUGGAGAAGCUAUUGGAGGCAUUGAAGCUGCAAAAAAAUCCCAUGAAAUUUUUCUUUAUAAGAUUGUAUACGCACCUUUCUGGUUCUUUUAUGUUAAUUCUGUUGGUAAGAUAUUAAGUAGAUUCAGUUCUGAUAUGCUUGCUAUUGAUAAUUGUACAAUAAGAAGAAUCACAGCGGUUAUUUUACCAUUAAUCUCACUAUUAUUUAAUGUAUCAUAUGUAUCAUUUAUGGUUCCAAUUACAUUACCUUUUGAGAUUAUUUUAAUAAUAUUUACUAUAAAGUAUAUUGGGGAUAAACUCUUGUUAACUUAUAGAGAUGCUCAAAGAUGUGCUUUAUUAGCUCUUUCUCCAUUAUGUAGUAUCUUUUCUGAAUGUUUGAGUGGUGGAACAAUUAUAAGAGCUUUUGAUGCAGAGAAGGUUUAUUUAAACAAAUGUGCAAGCUUUAUUGAGAAACUUCAAAGAGCAAGAUUUCUUCAGCAUUGUGCAUGCCAAUGGGCAGGAUUACAUAUGCAGCUUUUAACAGCCCCUUUAACAUUAAUAGUGUCAAUAAUUGGUAUAAUAUCUCCAUCAUAUAAUCUUACUUUGGCUUUGCCUUUAACUUAUACCAUAAGUUUUGCUGAAAGUAUUAAUGAGAUAAUUUUCAGGUUAAUUAGUUUAGAAAAAGAUAUGUGUUCAGUUGGUCGUAUUUACGAAUAUAUAAAUUUGAUUGAUGAAGAUAGUAAAGCUCACCCACAGAUAAUAUUAGAAGAUUUUGCUAUACCUGAUACAAGACAAGGUAUCUUAAUAUCAGAUUUAGAAGUCAGAUAUCGUCGUCCAAAUUAUAAAUUAAAUGAUUCCAAGGGCAAAGAAUUAGUUGAUUCGUCAACAAAAACUCAAUCUUAUUCGAAUGAUGUUUUUUCAAACUUGGAUAAUAUGUAUUUCCCUCCGACUUUAAAAAAUAUUAAUGAAUUCGCUGGUCCAAAUGAUCAUAUUGGAAUAGUAGGUAGAUCAGGCAGUGGAAAGUCGACCUUUAUUAUGGCACUUUUUGGAUUUGUACCAACAACAAAAGGAUAUAUUUAUUUGGAUGGAGUGCCUAUAAACCAAAUGCCAUCAUCAACAAAAAGAAAGAUUGUUGGUGUUCUUCCUCAAGUACCAUUGAUUUUAAAAGGUUGGACAGUUCGUGAUUUUCUUGAUCCUGAAGGUCAAAGAUCUUCAGAAGAUUUAUGGGAAGCUUUACGUAUUUGUUGUUUAUCAGGAACAAUAAGAUCAUUACCUGGAGGAAAAAUGUUAGAUACGGUUUUGGUUCCAGACAUAAAAAUAACUUCAUCAACCGUUGAAAAUAGUAUCCAUAAUAAGAAUAAUAUCAUCAUGAACAAUAAGAAGAACACAAACAUUUCUUGUCGUGAUGAUUGCCAAGAAUCCAUAACAAGUUUAGUUGCAAGAUAUUUAUCAGACUCUCAGCUUAGGUAUUUAUCUCUAGCAAGACUUGUUGUAAAUGCGAGAGACUAUAGAUUAAUUCUUGUGGAUGAACCACCUCCAGAUACUUUUGAAGACCAGACAAGUGCAAAGUCUUAUGUACCAGUUCAUGAAUUGUUAAGAACAUACUUCCCACAUUGUACAGUUUUUGUAGUAGCUCAUCAUGCAGCUUCACUCCAGAAUUGUAAUUCAAUUUGGGUGCUUGGUAAUGGUACUAUAGAGACAGUAAUACAUCCAAAAGCAGUUGUUAGUCAGAAAUAUCUUGCUGGAUUACUGAAGAAUAAUUGA
Messenger RNA from Cryptosporidium ubiquitum, 4779 nucleotides. RefSeq names its product ABC transporter. The record is from RefSeq and is a predicted model, not a curated record. Gene Ontology annotation, cellular component: membrane. NCBI's taxonomy places the organism in Eukaryota, Apicomplexa, Conoidasida, Eucoccidiorida, Cryptosporidiidae. The transcript has a single exon. Gene Ontology annotation, molecular function: ABC-type transporter activity; ATP binding; ATP hydrolysis activity. The coding region runs from base 1 to 4779 and encodes 1592 amino acids. Gene Ontology annotation, biological process: transmembrane transport.